CAAAAUCUUUGCUCGUGCCGUCAUCCGCAGGCGGCAAGCUGUAGCGUGCUGUGUGUUUGAAAACAAAGCGCUAUGGAGGAGAUGAUUGCGUCAAAUGUUUGCCGGUUGUGUUUAUGGAAAACUGCACCGCUUAUACCGAUAUUUGGUUCGAACAAUCUAUAUGAGAAGAUAACACAACUGGUGCCGAUAUCUAUCCACCCUGGCAAUGGAUUGUCACAGCUUAUUUGUGGAGAGUGCCUUUACAAAGUGGAACUGUUCAAUGAAUUCAGAUCGUCAGCACUGAAAUGUGAUAAGAUGCAGCAAGAUUACAGACAGUUAUGGGAUACACACCUUUUGUCUGAAAUAGAUAGAGUGUCUUGGAGUUCAUCACCAGAUGGCAAUGGCAGGUUCCGACUACCAUCACUAGCACUGGCACGUGUAAAGACAGAACCUCCCAGCUGUGAUGCAUCAUCCCCAGCCACAAGACCAUCAGAACAACCCAAGGAUGUCGACAAGGAGGCAUGCCCAACAGAGAUUGACGACGAAGAAGUGAUGUGCUUGACAGAGGAGCGGCGAAAGAGACGUUCUACUUCUCUUUAUUCACGUGCGCCCUGUCCUGAAUCUCCGGGAUGCCCAUACAUAUGCCGAUACUGCAAAAAGGAGCUACCAACAUCAAUGUCGUUAGCUAACCAUGAGCGUAAACACAUUGACAAUGUGUGCCUAAUUUGUGAUGAGAAGCUGCCCAGCGAGAAAGCCCUGCGCUUGCAUGUGCGGACUGUCUGUAAUAAACUGAAUGCAGUAAAUGAAGAGCCAGAAAAUGAAGUGUCUCAUGAGCAUUUCAAGUGUGGCACAUGCCUAAGGAUCUUCCGCUCAUGUAUUGCGUUGUGGCGGCAUUGCGUUUGCCUUUCUCACAAUCAGCCACAAAGUGCUGACCAGCUCCAGGGCACCAGAAUUCCCCAAGAGGAUAAGAAAGAGUUACCGAAACGACACCCAACAGGAAGUGUCGGCAGAGGUCGAGGUAUGAGUGGAUAUGGCAGAGGUCGAGGUAUGAGUGGAUACAGCAGAGGUAGGGGUGUAAGUGGAUAUAGCAGGGGUCGGGGGGUAAAUCGAUAUGGCAGAGGUCGGGGUGUAAGUGGAUACAGCAGAGGUCGAGGGAAGAAGAUGGUUUUCAACAAGCGGCGCGUAUGGGUGUAUGAUAAGACACCAUGUGAUGUUUGUGGUAGAAUUUUCACAUCGAAUUGUGGGAUGCUCAUCCAUCGAACACAUGCCCACAAAUAAUAAGUUGUGUGAUUGUGUGUAACAUUCAAGAUUGAUGAAUUCUUGUUGUCAGAAGUGUAGACAAUAUUGUAACAGUGGCCGUAACUGUGACAUUCAUCCACCCAUGCUCCAUUUUAAGGUAAUGGAAGUUAUAAGAUGAAAUAUAAUGUUUUGAUAUUUUUUCCUUAAGUUAUUAAUUUCUGAGGUAAUUUGUUCUGAGAACUGUGUGUAAAGAACAGUUUUUUCUAUGAGUGUUAAUUUAAGGAGCUAAAACAUUUAUGUAUUGUGACAUUUGAAGACAUGUUUGAGAUUUCAGUUUAUCAGACUAAUAUUGAUAUUAAAAUCAUGUGACUGAAUUUCACUGUGGCUAUAGGGUGGUACUGGAAUUUCAGUGAAUCCUUGAGAGAUUCUUCAGAUUAUUAAAAAGACAUCUUCUGUUGUAUCUAUUUCCAUUAUGUUCCUAUAAAGCUUAUGUUAUAAAUAUAAUUGUGUGUGGUUGACUUCCGAAAGGAAAAUUUGUGUUGAUGAUAAAUGCUACUUCUGCCGUCAGAAAAGGUGUAUUGUUUCUGAUUGCUUAAUAAUAGUAAAGAAUAUGUGUAUGUACUACUUUUAAUUUUUCAUAUGAGAAAUACAGUGAACUGUUUCUUUUUUUUCCCCAAAUUAUUUCCAUUUGAUAAAGUUCCAGUUUUUUUUUGUCGAGAGAGUCUGUGAAUGUGCAUAAUUUUUGUUAAAUGUAGAUGGAAUUGCAAGAAAAUUUUAUGAUAAUUUAGUUCUAGUAUAAUAUUUUGAGUACUGUAGAUAAAAUGAAAUUGAAAGAAUAUAGUUUAUACCAAUU
Molecule: messenger RNA, 2071 nt
Organism: Schistocerca serialis cubense
Lineage: Eukaryota; Metazoa; Arthropoda; Insecta; Orthoptera; Acrididae
Exons: 6
Coding region: 73-1257 (394 amino acids)
Biological process (GO): regulation of transcription by RNA polymerase II
Cellular component (GO): nucleus
Molecular function (GO): DNA-binding transcription factor activity, RNA polymerase II-specific; RNA polymerase II cis-regulatory region sequence-specific DNA binding; zinc ion binding
Source: RefSeq, a predicted model, not a curated record